This is a messenger RNA of Manihot esculenta (cassava), 4583 nucleotides long. Its product is annotated as serine/threonine-protein kinase RUNKEL. Gene Ontology annotation, biological process: cytokinesis by cell plate formation; phragmoplast assembly; protein phosphorylation. Gene Ontology annotation, molecular function: protein kinase activity; ATP binding; microtubule binding. Bases 199 to 4263 code for a protein of 1354 amino acids. The record is from RefSeq and is a predicted model, not a curated record. NCBI's taxonomy places the organism in Eukaryota, Viridiplantae, Streptophyta, Magnoliopsida, Malpighiales, Euphorbiaceae. The transcript has 11 exons.
UAUUCCCGCCCAUCUUCUCUAUCUAUGGCCUCGUUUUGACGAAUCAAACUUUCUCCAUCGCACUGUAAUCAAAUAUAAACUAAGACUACUCUCUCUCUCUUUCCGAUUCCUGAUUUGGUCGGCCGGUGACCUCUCAAAUGGCAGAUUGAUCUUCCACAUUUAUCCAAAUCUAGAUCCCAGCGAGCCAACUCCGCCGCAAUGAACCAUUUCCACAUCUACGAAGCCAUUGGCCGGGGGAAAUACUCGGCUGUUUAUAAAGGGAGAAAGAAGAAGACUAUUGAGUAUUUCGCGAUUAAGAGUGUUGAGAAGUGCCAUAAGAGCAAGGUUCUACAAGAAGUUAGGAUUCUUCACUCUUUAGAUCAUCUAAAUAUAUUAAAAUUUUACUCAUGGUAUGAAACUUCUGCUCACUUGUGGUUAGUUUUGGAAUAUUGUGUUGGUGGAGAUCUGAUGACCUUAUUGCGACAGGAUAGUCAGCUACCUGAAGACUCCAUUCACGAUAUUGCUCGUGAUUUGGUUAGAGCUUUGCAGUUUCUACACUCAAAGGGAAUUAUUUACUGUGAUCUAAAACCAUCGAACAUUCUCUUAGAUGAGAAUGGACGUGUGAAGCUAUGUGACUUUGGAUUGGCAAGAAAAUUGAGCGAAAUGUCUAAAACUCCUUCUUCCAUGUUACCUCAAGCAAAACGUGGAACGCCCUGUUAUAUGGCUCCUGAACUAUUUGACGAUGGAGGCGUGCAUUCCUAUGCAUCUGAUUUCUGGGCCCUAGGUUGCGUACUGUAUGAAUGCUAUGCAGGGAGGCCACCAUUUGUGGGUAGAGAGUUCACUCAACUAGUGAAAUCUAUCCUCUCAGAUCCAACCCCACCCCUUCCUGGCAAUCCAAGCCGUCCUUUUGCCAACCUAAUCAAUUCUCUCCUGGUGAAAGAUCCAGCUGAAAGAAUACAGUGGACUGAGCUUUGUGGACAUGCUUUUUGGAAUACUAAAUUUGCUCUAGUACCCUUGCCAUCUCAGCCUGCUUUUGAUAAUAUGAUAGAACUUUAUGCUAAGCCAUGUCUCUCAGAAUGUAAUGGAGAUAGAUCUUCACAAAACAAAACCCCUCCUAAACAUUGUGAAAAGGAUGUAAAAGGGACACCAAAACCUAAUGAGAAUUCAAUAUUAGGUUCAAGUGGUCAUGAGACCCCGGUAAAGGAUAUUCUGAGUGGUAGAAAAAUCCAAACAAAGACAUUCAGAGGGGUUGAAGAGAAGCAGAGAGUUCCUUCUAGUGCUAGUAGGGGUGUCAAUCUCCUAAGGCUGUCAAGAAUAGCAAAGUCAAACUUGCAGAGGGAGAAUGAAAAGGAAAACUACAGGAGGCCCAUGCCUAAUAGCUAUGAAAAUGAUGCUGAGGUUAAAAUUGAAAACACUGAUAUGGAACUUAAUUUUAAUGAGAAUGCGGAAGAUGAUACACAUGAUGAACCUGAUGGAUCUGAUAACUCUAGCAGUAUACCUGAAGAAGUAGAGAGUAACAUACAUCAAUUGGAGACCUCACCCGUGGUUAACAUGCCUGCUUCAGAUGAAUCAAGAACAAAUGAUCAGGAAUCAUCUUCAGAAUAUGUUGAUAUAGCUACCACCCCACUCACUGCCAGUCCUCAGGUCAAAACUCAAAGAGCUAAAGAAGGUGUGGAAGCCACUGAGUUUGAUUCUUUAAAAUCAUCCAAUAAGCUCUCAGAGGUCCUUUGGCAUCCAUCUGAUCUUUCGGUCAGGCCUGUGAUGCCCAGCAGAAAAGCUGAUAAAGCAUCAGAAGUAAUUCCUUCUCUUCCUUUUGAAGCACUGAAACCAUCUGAUUUUGUGAAGAUGUCUAAGGAGCAGCUGGACGCACUCAACAAUAGAAUUAUAUCCACUUUUAAUGGGAACAAUAACACUGGAGAGAAGCAGAAUCUGAUUAGAUACCUUGAGAUAUUGAGCAGUAAUGCCGAUGCAGCCAAUAUCUUAACAAAUGGGCCGAUAAUGCUUAUGGUUGUUAAAAUGCUCCGACUUUCCAAGGCUUCAGCUUUGCGUGUUCAACUUGCUUCACUAAUUGGCUUGUUGAUUCGUCAUUCUACUUUUAUUGGAGAUGAUUUGGCCAGUUCUGGAAUUUUAGGGUCACUUACAGCUGGCCUCAGGGACAGGCAAGAAAAAGUGAGGAGAUUUUCCAUGGCUGCUCUAGGUGAAUUGCUGUUUUAUAUAUCCACCCAGAAUGAACAGAGUAGAGAUAAUAAUACACUUGAAUCUCCCUCAAAGGAUAGUCGUUCCACAUUUGGUUGGCAGGUUCCAAACUCUUUGAUUUCCUUGGUUUCGUCUGUUCUACGGAAAGGAGAAGAUGAUAUAACUCAACUUUAUGCAUUGAGGACUAUUGAGAACAUUUGCAGUCAAGGAGGAAAUUGGGCAGCUCGUUUCACCAGCUCAGAUGUGAUCAGUAACCUAUGUUAUAUAUAUAGAGCAACAGGGAAACAGGAGAGCAUUAGGCUUACUGCGGGAUCAUGUUUGGUUCGUUUGGCUCGGUUUAAUCCUCCUAUCAUCCAGUCGAUUAUUGAAAAACUUUCUUUCAAAGACACAGCAUCUGCUCUUGUUAAGGGCAGUCCGCGUGAGCAGCAAGUAUGUUUGAACCUCUUAAAUAUGGCCAUGCUUGGAAGCCAUAUGUUCACAAACAUUGGGCGACACCUUUUACCCUUGGCGGAGGAUAAGAACCUAGUUCCAAGUCUUUUAUCUCUUACUGAGCAGGGUAGUGAAAUUUUGAGGGGAAAGACGCUUCUCUUCACGGCUCUGCUUUGCAAGAAUGGAAGGAGAUGGUUACCACACUUUUUCUGCAAUCCUAGAUUGCUCUCUGCAGUGGACAGGCUGGCCAAAGAGAAGGAUAGCUACUUGCAGCAGUGUUUAGAUGCAUUUGUGCGCAUUGUGGUAUCUUCUGUCCCAAGCUUACUGGAUAUUAUAACUACAGACAUUCAGCAGAUGAUGGGAGGAAGGCGAAAUGGGCAUUUCUCUGCCAUUAGCAGUCGUGUUACUCCAAAGACCAAUAUUCAUUCAUUGCCUGUUGUCCUGCAUCUACUUGGCAGCUCAUCUUUAAAGUGCCGGGUUGUGAAUAAUCAAGUACUGCAGCAAUUGACAAAUUUGGUCAAGGUUCUAGAAACACCAUUUCAGGGAAGGGAUGACUUACAGAUAACUCUUCUUCGAAUUUUGGAAUCUAUUGCGGAGGAAUCUUCUUUGAUUCUUGAAAGCCCCGAUAUCCUUAUUGGUGAAAUUCUACCUAGCCUAGCCAUUCUGUACAAGGGAAACAAGGAUGGCGAUGCCAGAUUCUUAUGCCUGAAAAUCCUGUUUGAUGUCAUGGUCAUCUUCUUAAAUGAACCUUUUGAUGAUGAGCAAAGAUCACAGGCCUUGAAGGCAAUAUCCAAUAUCCAUUUCCUACCUCUCUACCCGGCAUUGAUUGAAGAUGAAGAUCCCAUUCCCAUGUAUGCACAGAAGCUUCUUGUGAUGCUCAUCGAGUUUGAUUGCAUAAAAAUCUCAGACAUUUUACAUCUGAAGACAGUCUCACAGUGCUUUGAAUUUUUACUCGGUGAUUUGUCGAAUGCAAAUGUAAACAAUGUUAAGCUGUGUCUUGCUUUGGCAUCUGCUCCUGAAAUGGAUUCCAAAUUACUUUCUCAGCUAAAAGUAGUUAGGAAGGUUGGAAAUCUUUUGGAGUUUGUGUAUGCAAAAGACAUGGAAGAUUUUCUUGAGCCAACUCUUGCCUUGUGUAGGGCUUUCCUCCUAUGCUCAGUAGGGAGAAAGAGAGGAUUAGCCUACAGACAAGAACCAGCACUCCUAAAUGAUGUUUCUUCUGAGGCAAGUGGUCCGAUUGAUCCGCAACAAUGUAUAAGAGAUACAAUGGAAUUUGGUGGCAAUGUAGGUGUCCUGCUUGAGUUGAGUGGGUCCUCUGAAGUAAAUAUCGCAGAUAUAGCUUCUGAAUGUGUAGUAUUAUUGCUGAAGGCAGCCCCAAGGGAAGCUACAACUGGUUUUCUAACUAACCUUCCGAAGGUUAGUGCAAUCCUUGAGUCUUGGCGCAAGGGUGUGCCUCACUUAAUUUUGCGUCGGAUGCUGCACGCUCUUGGUUAUUCUUGCAGGCAGUAUUUGUCACAUGCAAUGAUAUUAUCAAUAUCUAAAACUGAGGUGUCAAGGCUUGAAGCCAUUAUUUUGGAACUGAAAAAUUCAAGCACAUAUGAUUUAGCCAAUGCUGCUUUGCGCGUGGCCUCAGAGUUGCACCGGCUGCCUCGUUGCAUUUGAAGCCUGGAGAUACUUUGGAAGUUGGCUUAUGACAGGGCUGAAAGGCUCCUCCUGAAAUCAGGGUAAGGGUUCAGUGCCCCAUGUAUGAGGAUGAAUUCAAUUUUUUAUUCGUAUCAUUAUAAUAUCCUUUUUGUAUAAUCUUUAUAUGUUUUGUAUCAUCAAAAGAACUCCAUUUGCUUGAAACUCGAAGUUGAAUAGAUCAGAGUCGACGCAUGUCCUCUUCAGCAUACAUUUGGGUGUAGAGAAGCCCUGAAUUCUUGAACAAAAAUCAACCAAAUUUAAACAAAUGGAAAAAGAAAAAAAAAGAAGCUUGACUGUUA